GGCCAAAACAGUGUGCUUUGCUCCCAGUUCUAAAACAAUGGCAGUGCAUGAGAGGGUUAUAGUGCUGCUUCUCCUUUUAGGUUGCAGCUGUGAAGCUCAACUGAAUUCUAGGUUUGCUGUGAAGACCCCUCAGGUGUCAGCUGGUUAUCAGAGUGGAUUAGGUGCUUCUCAAGUGGUGGCAGCCAGUUAUCAGGUUGGCGCAGGUGGUCCCAAGGUGGCUUCAACCGGCUUCCAGGUUGGCGUAGGGGUUCCCCAGGUGGCUUCGACCGGCUUCCAGGUUGGCGUAGGUGCUCCCCAGGUGGCUUCGACCGGCUUCCAGGUUGGCGUAGGUGCUCCCCAGGUGGCUUCGACCGGCUAUCAGGUUGGCGUAGGUGCUCCCCAGGUGGCUUCGACCGGCUAUCAGGUUGGCGUAGGGGCUCCCCAGGUGGCUUCGACCGGCUAUCAGGUUGGCGUAGGGGCUCCCCAGGUGGCUUCGACCGGCUAUCUGGGCAAGCAAGUGGCUCCUGCUCUGGUUAAAUCUGUGACUGGAAUGCAAGUGAACCCUGACAGUGUGAGGGUUGUGUGUGGGGAGGAUUCAGUUAUGGUGGAUGUGCAACAAGACCUUCUAGCUAUUGGCCAGCUGAUCAAUCCAUCAGACAUCACCUUUGGUGGCUGUGCACCCACUGGGCAGGAUGCUUCUGGCACAGUGAGGUUUCAAUCUGCACUGCAGGCCUGUGGAAGUACAAUGAUGAUGACUGCUGAUGCCCUGGUCUAUAGCUUUGCAUUGAUCUACACACCCAGAGGUAUUAAUGGCAGCCCCAUUGUGAGGACCAAUGGUGCUGUGGUUAGCAUUGAGUGUCACUACUUGAGGAAACAGAAUGUGAGCAGCAAUGCCCUGGUGCCAACCUGGAUCCCUUACUAUGCCACAAUGGCAGCAGAAGCACAGCUGAAUUUCUCAUUGAGGCUGAUGGAUGAUGCAUGGCAGAAUGAGAGGGCCUCCAAUGUGUACUUCCUGGGAAAUGUCCUGAACAUUGAAGCCUCUGUCCUUGUGGGCAACAGUCAGCCCCUGCGUGUCUUUGUGGACAGCUGUGUGGCCACCUUGGUCCCUGAUGUGUCCUCUGUCCCUAGCUAUGCCUUUGUGCAGAACUCUGGGUGCCUGACUGAUGCCAAGGUGACAGGAUCCCGCUCCCAGUUCCUGCCCAGAAAGCAGGAUGACAAGCUGCAGCUUCAGCUGGAUGCUUUCAGGUUCUCUCAAGAUGGCAGGAGCUCAAUGUUCAUUACUUGCAGCCUGAGAGCAACAGUGGCUUCUGUGCCUGUGGACUCCCAACACAAGGCUUGUUCCUUCUCCCUUGCUGCUAACAGGUGGAUGUCUGUAGAUGGGAAUGACCAGGUGUGUGGCUGCUGUGACACCAGCUGUGGGCUUGCAGGUGUAGCAGGUGCUCAAGGCACAGGUGUUCUGGGCCCCAUUACUAUCCAACAGGGUCCUCCCAUGGGUAGUCAGCCUGGACAGCUGUAUAUGCUGAAGGGAUAGGUACCUACUACCCUAAUGUGCCAAGCUGUGCAUGGUACCAGGAUGGAAGGAGCCAAUUAACUUGCCUGCCAUGAUCUGUGCUGCUUCCCUCUGUGGCAGCUGUGCUGGAGACUAUGGGCACUGUCUCGUGACUGAAUAAAGCACUAGUAUUUGAAAUGGU
Messenger RNA from Paramormyrops kingsleyae, 1670 nucleotides. Its product is annotated as zona pellucida sperm-binding protein 3-like. Gene Ontology annotation, cellular component: extracellular matrix. Lineage: Eukaryota; Metazoa; Chordata; Actinopteri; Osteoglossiformes; Mormyridae. The record is from RefSeq and is a predicted model, not a curated record. Gene Ontology annotation, molecular function: acrosin binding. Gene Ontology annotation, biological process: binding of sperm to zona pellucida; egg coat formation; positive regulation of acrosome reaction.